Messenger RNA from Toxorhynchites rutilus septentrionalis, 1464 nucleotides. It is a transcript of the gene wmd, whose product is annotated as serine-threonine kinase receptor-associated protein. The coding region runs from base 284 to 1270 and encodes 328 amino acids. The record is from RefSeq and is a predicted model, not a curated record. Lineage: Eukaryota; Metazoa; Arthropoda; Insecta; Diptera; Culicidae. Gene Ontology annotation, molecular function: protein binding; RNA binding. Gene Ontology annotation, biological process: spliceosomal snRNP assembly. Gene Ontology annotation, cellular component: SMN complex. The transcript has 3 exons.
GGCGAUAUUAACAAAAUAUUAGUUAGCUUUUAGUUUUCCGUUCUGUUUGUACUGUUUUUAAUGUCCUCUUCGAAGAAGUGAGGAAAAUUAGUGGUGAAAAUCUCUAUUAAAUGUGAGAUUUUUUAUGCAAUAAAUAAAUUUCGGUUGAAAAGUGAUAAAUAAGAACAAAUAGUGCUUAGUAAAAUCGUUAUAUUUACAUAUAUUCAGUAAUCAGUACCACGGAAAAUCGCAACAUCUUGCUACACGCAGGAUUCAUCGCUUGCCAGAUAGCUUAAAGAACACAAUGGCCAACUUGAAACAGAUUCCUUUAACCUGUUCAGGCCAUACACGACCGGUGGUGCAUCUGGAUUUUAGUGAUCUGACUGACUCUGGAUAUUUCCUGAUAUCAGCCUGCAAAGAUGGCAAGCCAAUGCUUCGUCUCGGAGAUACAGGAGAUUGGGUAGGUACAUUUGAAGGUCACAAGGGCGCCGUUUGGGGUGUUGCUCUGAACAACAAAGCCACACUAGCAGCAUCAGGUGCAGCCGACUUCACUGGAAAGAUCUGGAAUGCAGUAACUGGCGAGGAGGUACACAGUUUGCAGCACAGUCAUAUAGUUAAAACUGUCGCAUUCGAUAGUAACAGCCAGUUUCUGGUGACCGGAAGUUACGAAAAACUAGUCAGAGUGUUCGACUUGAACUCUUCGGGAACGCCGGUAGAAUCAUAUUCUGGCCAUGCCGGUAACAUUAAACGGGCCAUCUUCGCUCGCAACGACAAAUAUGUGAUCAGCUGUGGCGAUGACAAAACGAUGCGCUUGUGGGAUCGUACUUCAGGUCAGGAGACCAUGCGUGUGGAAUUUAGUGCACAUCCCAAUAGUUUAGAAUUGUCGCGUGAUGGGAACAUACUAACCGUAACGUAUGGUUCGAACGUUGCCUUUUUCGAAACCGAAACUCUAAAAAAGAUGAAGGAGAUCAUUGUUCCAACGAAAGUUAGUGCCGCAAGUUUACAUCCAGACAAGCAAAUUUUUGUUUGCGGUGGAGAAGAUUUCAAAAUGUACAAAUUUGAUUACAUCACCGGCAAUGAAAUUGAAUCGUUCAAAGGGCAUUUCGGGCCUGUACAUGCCGUUAGCUUCAGUCCUGAUGGAGAACUGUACGCAAGUGGAUCGGAAGAUGGUACAUUACGGCUGUGGCAAACAACAAUUGGAAAAACGUAUGGACUUUGGAAGUGUACUGAACCAACAGAUUUAAAUAAUUCAGUUAAUUCAUCUGCUACGCGUGAAGUGACUGCGAACUAAGUCUAAACCAACAUUGAAAAUCGAACUGGAUUUCCUAUACAGUUAUAAUGCGUAUGUUAUUUUUAUUUCUUCCGUGUUCUUUAGUUCGUAAAAGACUACAGGAGUAAUAACUUUUUCAUCAUCCAUACAAUACAAAUGUAAUAAGAAAAAAACAAUUUUCCUAACAAUAAAAGCAGUGAAACUAAUGCAUUUAA